This is a messenger RNA of Akanthomyces muscarius, 603 nucleotides long. RefSeq lists its product as uncharacterized. Bases 1 to 603 code for a protein of 200 amino acids. The transcript is spliced from 2 exons. The record is from RefSeq and is a predicted model, not a curated record. Lineage: Eukaryota; Fungi; Ascomycota; Sordariomycetes; Hypocreales; Cordycipitaceae.
AUGAAGUUCACCACCAUCGCCAGCUCUAUCCUCCUCAGCAGUCUCGCUGCCGCCGACGACAUCCAGUCCAAGCCCUUCAAGCUUGUCCUCGACUCUGAGGACGGUAGCAUCAACGGCAAGACCAUCUCUUCCUGCCACUCCGGCGCUGCUAUCGAGGGUCUUUGCAUCGGUGAAAGCGCCCCCGACGCUUACAGCACCUACUACCUCAACACCACUCAGGGCAGCACUGGUAGCCCCGUUCAGGGCUACAGCGACUCUGGAAAGCUCGUCUGGAACCUCCCCGUUCAGGGCCAGGCCGAGUCCGAGGCCAUGGAGUUCUACUACGACCCUUCCACCAACGUCGCACACCCUCUGUUUGAGCCUUCCUACACCGCCACCUACGUCGCUUUCAGCGACGAGGACAGCGAGAUGGCCAUCUUCAGCUACGUCGACGACACCGUCAACCCUCCCAAGGCCGGCCCCUUCAAGGCCCUCAAGCAGUGGUACGCCUGCACCACCUACUACAGCGGCUACAGCUACUUCACCCUCAACUGGGCUGUUGGCAACGGCAAGCCCCAGAACCCCAGCUGCGUCAAGACUGAGGUCAAGCGUGUCUUUGUUUAA